AUGUUGCAUGAAUUAUUACUUGCACUGUACGGUAUAUCUGGUGGCAUCUUCAUUGAAUCUACAGAGAAAGGUGGUGAUAAUGAUGAUACAGAAUUGGAUAGACAUUUAAUACCUGUGGUGAAUGAUAAUCUUCUCCUUCCUGAAAGUGAACUUAGUCUACAAAGAGAACUAUUAAAACUAGGCUCAUGUUAUAAUUAUUUAAUAAAAUUUAUUGAAAAAUUUUCAGAGCCUAAUUAUGGCUUGUAUUUAUCAGCUUUCGCUUUUGGAAUUGAUGAUUCCCUUAAAGAAUACCGAGCAGAUUUAUGUACACUGGAGACUGAACUAUCGACAGAUAAAUCUAUGGGUGUUUCACAUUUAUCUUGUCGCCUACAUGCCUACAAGAUUUUGCUACCUGUACUUGUAAAAGUCACAAAAAAGGUUGAAAGUGUUGUUAUUAAUCCUGAAAUGAUGAAGCAUACUAGUUCAUCAAGUUGUCGACUUCUAGAUGUUAUAUUAUCUGCAACACCUCCUGGUCUUCCUGGUCCACGAUAUGUUAUGCGUAAGGUGGUAUCGCGUGUUAUGCAAGUAUUCUAUCGACAACUAUCUUCAUGGCUUAUCUAUGGUGUUCUGUAUGAUCCUUAUUCAGAGUUUUUCAUCAAAAAACUUGAGUCUAAUCAUAUUUCAGAUGAGAAGAAGAAACAACAACCAUUGUUUGUGAUAGACAGUCACUGCAUUCCUUCAUUUUUGCCUACAUCAUUUGCUCAAAGAGUAUUUGAAACUGGCCAGGCUGUUUACUCGGCUAGUCUUAAUCCUUCAGAGGCGUCAUUUAUCUUGGAGUUGGAAAAAGUGUAUAUUCCACGGUUUACAGAAAUGUCAACCUGUGUUGGUGAAGAUGUCAAUGGGAUCCAGUCAACUGAAAGCAGUUUGAGUAGCUUGAUUAAUGUCAAUGAAAUUGAUAGUCUUGUAUGUGAUAUCAAAAGUGUUGUUUUACAUCAUGUUUGGUGUAGUGUAAUACAACAGCAUAAAUGUAUUGAUUACCUUCGCCUGUUUAAAGAUGUCCUACUUUUAGGACGUGGUGAACUGUUUCUUGCAUUUCUUGAUCAGCUGAAUUUUAAGAGUAAUAGUUUUAACAAUAAUAAUUACAAUAAUAAUAAUAAUAAUAAUAAUAAUAAUAAUAAUAAUAAUAAUAGUAGCUGUAGCAGUAGUCCACGAAGCUCAAUCCAUUGGGGAGAGUUUGGAGAUAAUCUACUGGAUCAGACACCGCCAACAAAUGAAAAUGAAGUUGAAGCUCUUGAAUAUGAUAUUACUCAGGCGUUUCUUGCAGCUGCAGCACGUUGUCUAGGCUUAGACGAUGAAGAAUUAGACGAUCAAUUUAGGUAG
Trichobilharzia szidati is the source of this 1359-nucleotide messenger RNA. The record is from the annotation of a GenBank genome assembly. NCBI's taxonomy places the organism in Eukaryota, Metazoa, Platyhelminthes, Trematoda, Strigeidida, Schistosomatidae.